AUGGAGGAGAAAAAGAGAAGGAGAUCUUGUGCCAAAGGAUCCAUGGUUGAUAUAUUAUUGCAGCUGGCUGAUGAUCCUAUUAUUGAUGUGAAGCUCACUUGUGACAAUAUCAAGGGGAUCACUCAGGUCAUUCUCGACUUCAUUGAGUUUCUUGCCUGCACAGAUACUGCUGCCAUAACGAUUGAAUGGUCAAUGUCGAAAGUAUUGAAGCAAUCGCAGAUCAUUAAAAAGGCUAGUGAAGAGCUAGAUGGGGCUAUUGGGAAUGGUAGAUGGGUAGAAGAGUAUGACAUUCCAAAUCUUCCUUAUAUUGGUGCAAUUAUGAAAGAAACAAUGAGGAAACAUCCUACAACAAUAAUGCUUCCACUGCAUGACAACGUACUAGUGGUGGCAUUUAGAUAG
Messenger RNA from Carya illinoinensis, 399 nucleotides. Its product is annotated as cytochrome P450 93B16-like. The transcript has 4 exons. Gene Ontology annotation, molecular function: heme binding; oxidoreductase activity, acting on paired donors, with incorporation or reduction of molecular oxygen; iron ion binding. NCBI's taxonomy places the organism in Eukaryota, Viridiplantae, Streptophyta, Magnoliopsida, Fagales, Juglandaceae. The record is from RefSeq and is a predicted model, not a curated record. The coding region runs from base 1 to 399 and encodes 132 amino acids.